This is a messenger RNA of Nakaseomyces glabratus, 1344 nucleotides long. RefSeq names its product Zn(2+) transporter ZRC1 (gene ZRC1). Gene Ontology annotation, biological process: zinc ion transmembrane transport; intracellular zinc ion homeostasis. Gene Ontology annotation, cellular component: fungal-type vacuole membrane. NCBI's taxonomy places the organism in Eukaryota, Fungi, Ascomycota, Saccharomycetes, Saccharomycetales, Saccharomycetaceae. Gene Ontology annotation, molecular function: zinc ion transmembrane transporter activity. The record is from RefSeq and is a predicted model, not a curated record.
AUGUUAUCUGGUAAGGAAAUAAGGAUUGGUGCCCUGUUGACACUGGACACAGUUUUCUUCGUUAUCGAGAUCACUAUUGGUUAUAUGUCUCACUCAUUGGCCCUAAUUGCAGAUUCUUUUCAUAUGCUAAAUGAUAUUUUCUCUUUACUGGUUGCUCUUUGGGCUGUUAGUGUCGCUAAGAAUAGAGGUCCUGAUGCCAAGUAUACUUACGGUUGGAAGAGAGCCGAAAUUUUAGGUGCAUUGGUUAACGCUGUCUUUCUGAUUGCGCUGUGUUUCUCGAUUUUCAUUGAAGCAUUACAAAGAUUGAUUGAAGUUCAAGAAAUUCAGAAUCCUAAAUUAGUUUUGAUCGUUGGUUGCGCUGGUCUGGCCUCUAACAUUGUCGGUCUAUUUUUAUUCCAUGAUGAUGGCCACGGCCACGGUCACUCCCAUGGUGGUCUAGGCUCUGAUAUUGAAGCAGGGGAAAGCCAUGGCCACGAUCACGGACAUAGCCACGGCCAUGAUCAUUCUCACCAAGAAGAAAUUAACGCUGGCCUAGAUCCAAACUGUCCAGCACAUAGAUCUGAUGAAGAAUUAGAAGAAGAAGAUACUGAGAGUGAUGGAAACGGUUUCUAUAACAAUAACAUCGGUGAUAUUCUGACUCAAACCGCUAUGACAAGACUUGCCACCGAAAACACUAGCUUAUUAGCUGAUUCAGAUGAAGCGGCCAAGAAGAAGGCUGAAGCCAAGAAAAAGAGCCAAAAGUCAUUGAACAUGCACGGUGUGUUUCUACAUGUUCUUGGUGAUGCUCUAGGUAAUGUCGGUGUUAUUGUUGCAGCUUUGUUUAUUUGGAAAACAGAUUAUUCUUGGAGACAUUACUCAGAUCCAGUUGUUUCCCUUCUAAUCACGGCCAUAAUUUUCUCAUCUGCUCUACCAUUAUCAAGAAGAGCUUCAAGAAUUCUACUACAAGCCACUCCAUCCACAAUUUCUGCAGAUGAAGUUCAAAGAGAAAUUUUGGCAGUUCCUGGUGUAAAGGCCGUCCAUGAUUUCCAUAUCUGGAACUUAACCGAGUCUAUAUACAUUGCAUCUAUCCAUGUUGAAAUUGACUGUGCAGCUGACAAGUUUGAGAGCUCAGCCAGAAAGAUCAGAAGAAUUUUCCGCCAACAUGGUAUUAACUCUGCUACAGUUCAACCAGAAUUCAUUAGAGACGACGUCAGCCCUGAUGAACGUAGAAGGUUCUCCAUGAUUGCCGGUGGCUCUGAGGAACUACCACCAGAGCCUCUAAAUCCAGAUCAUUUGAAGUCAUCAAGAUAUGGCACUCUGAGCGCAUCUAAUAUUUCAGAAGACGCUAUUGCUGAUGACAAUUAA